Arabidopsis thaliana (thale cress) is the source of this 438-nucleotide messenger RNA. Its product is annotated as beta-1,4-xylosidase. The coding region runs from base 50 to 331 and encodes 93 amino acids. Lineage: Eukaryota; Viridiplantae; Streptophyta; Magnoliopsida; Brassicales; Brassicaceae. The record is from RefSeq and is marked reviewed. The transcript has a single exon.
AUUGGGUUUCCAUAAGAUUUUCUUUGUAUUACAGAAACAUAGAAUUUUAAUGGAGGGGUUAAUUCCAUAUCUGAUUCAUGCUAUCAAGAAAGACCACAAGCCUGAUCAUCAGAGGUAUCGAUCGAUAUCUGUGGGAUCGAGCCGAAGCUAUCGACCUUUAAUGAUGGGACAAGACGGCUCUUCUUCAAUGCAGGGAUCUUCUCACCGUCGAACUAGAUCAGACUAUAAUCCACAUGUUAUAAUGGAUAAGUUUGAUCAGAGAUCAUCAGGUUUUGGUCAAGAAUUUGUGAAUAAAGAUUCUUCUUCUCAGAAAAUAGCAACAAAGACUUAGCUUGCGUAAACUCGUUAAUUAUAUGUAAGAUAGAAAAAAUUAUACGUUUCAUUUUCUGUGUAUUGAUCAAUUUGUAAUAAGUUUGAUAUCAAUGAAAUUAAUUUUUU